Aspergillus steynii IBT 23096 is the source of this 933-nucleotide messenger RNA. RefSeq names its product phytanoyl-CoA dioxygenase family protein. NCBI's taxonomy places the organism in Eukaryota, Fungi, Ascomycota, Eurotiomycetes, Eurotiales, Aspergillaceae. The transcript has 3 exons. Bases 1 to 933 code for a protein of 310 amino acids. The record is from RefSeq and is a predicted model, not a curated record.
AUGUCACAGCCUUCAAAGAAAUACCCGCCCGGAGUCCAGAAUGUUCCGAAUGACACGCCUUUAGACGACAUCUUUUAUUUGCUCAAGCGUGAUGGAGGUGUCGUAGUCAAGGAUCUGAUCCCGGUAGAAGACAUCGAUAAGACUACCGAGGAGAUCAGGGAGAGACUUGAACAGGACCUGCCUUGGGAUGGUGAAUUCUUUCCAAAGGAAACUCGACGAGCUCCAUCUAUGGUCGCCCUGAGCCCGACCUACACGCGCACCCAGCUCAUGAAUCCUAUUUUUCAAGCCGUCUGUGCUCAUUUUCUCACCACACGUAGCUGGUUCUGGUGGGGAGAGAAACGGAAAGAGUCCGUGUCCAAGCCCUACGCUAUGUCUUGCACUGCUUUGGAGAUUGGGCCCGGGGGAAAGGCGCAGCCCUUACAUCGCGACUCUUUUGUUAACCAUAACAUCCUGUCCGAAGUGGAUGCAUGGGACGACGAACGUGAUGUAAACCGAGAGACGGCGAUUGGAAUGAUGGUUGCGGGUUGCAAAGUCAUCAAGGAGAACGGGGCUACCCAAUUUAUUCCGGGCAGCCAUCUAUGGGACUCGAAUCGUCAAACGCCCCCUAAACUCGAGGAUUGCGCUUUCGCCGAGAUGGAGAAAGGGGAUGCUUUUCUUAUGAUGGCCUCUACUUAUCAUGGCGGAGGGAACAACACCACUACUGACCAGAAGCGCCUGGUAUACUCCUGCUUCGCGACUCGGGGCUACCUGAGGCAGGAAGAAAAUCAGUUCCUGGCUGUUCCACAAGACGUCGUGAGAAAGUAUGAUCGAGCGACGCAGGAGUUCAUCGGCUAUUCCAUCAGUCAACCGGCUGCUGGACAAGUGCAGCAACUCGACCCGAUUUAUGUCCUUUACCCCGAGCUUCUGAGUACGACUAGGCCGACGGACUUUUGA